AUGUUCCUCGUCUGCGUUGGGCUUAAUUUAAAGUUACCACAAAAAGAUUAUGAUGCUGUUCCCAAGAAAUAUUCAAUGGAUCAAUUAAAUUUAAUUGAAGUAAAUAAAGAACAUUUAAAAGAAAGAACAGGCGAUGUGAAAGGUAUAAGUGAAGAUAAAUUAACAACAUUAGAAACUAAACUUAUUGAUAAUAGUGAAAUACAAAAACAAAUAGUUGGUAUUAAACAACAAUUACUUAAUGUAGUAGAUAAAACUCAAUUAGAAAAUUUAAAAUCAUUAAUAUCUAAAUUAGAUGAUAAGAUAACAAAACAAAAAAUAAACCUUAAACAACUAAUAGAUAAUAUUAAACCAGGUAUAAGUGAAGAAAAACUAACUGAAUUAGAAACCAAACUCAAUGAUAAUAGUGAAAUAGAUGCUAGUAAACAACAAUUACUUAAUGUAGUAGAUAAAACUCAAUUAGAAAAUUUAAAAUCAUUAAUAUCUAAAUUAGAUGUUAAGAUAGCAAAGCAAAAAAUAGAUCUGAAACAACUAAUAGAUAAUAUUAAACCAGGUAUGAAUGAAGAUGAAUUAGCCGCAUUAGAAACCAAACUCAAUGAUAGUGAAAUAGAUGCUAUUAAACAACAAUUAGACAAUCUAGUAGAUAAAACUCAAUUACAAAAUUUUACAUCAUUAAUAUCUAAAUUAGAUGAUAAGAUAGCAAAGCAAAAAAUAGAUCUUAAACAACUAAUAGAUAAUAUUAAACCAGGUAUGAAUGAAGACAAAUGGCAACAGGAAUCAACUGCUCUAGAAACUAAAUUUAAAACUGAAUUAUAA
Molecule: messenger RNA, 813 nt
Organism: Lottia gigantea (owl limpet)
Lineage: Eukaryota; Metazoa; Mollusca; Gastropoda; Lottiidae
Exons: 2
Coding region: 1-813 (270 amino acids)
Source: RefSeq, a predicted model, not a curated record